AUGCUUGGGCAGGAUAAGGACCCUCUAGGUGGGCAAUGGAGAGAAAAUGGCCCCUGGUGUCUUCCGUGGGAUAGAAGCACGCAUCUCCCCUGCCUCGUUCACCCGUCCGUCGUGCCGAAAUCCAGCGGCGAGUGCCGGGGCUGCACCGGGGAGCCCGGGGGGGCGGCGGCGGCGGCGGCGGUCCCCGGCAGUGCCGGGAUGCGGGGCGGGGCACGGAAAAUCAAAACUUUGUUGACGGUGAACAUCUUGGUCUUCGUGGGCAUCAUCCUCUUCUCCGUCUACUGCAGGAUCCAGGACCGCUCCCAGGAGCUGGUGCAGAUCGUCCGGAGCGCGGACCGCCGGGCCAGGAGCCGCGGCGCCAAGGUGGGCAGCCUGGCCGACAGGGAGUCCAUCCUGCAGCGCCUGGACCACCUGGAGGAAGUGGUCUACAACCAGCUGAAUGGUCUGGCAAAGCCUAUGGGAUUAGUUGAAGGUCCAGGAGGCCUGGGCCAGGGGGGAAUGGCUGCUACCCUGAGAGAUGAUAGCCAUGAAUCGGAGACUAAGUAUGAAGAAUAUGGUUACAAUGCCCAACUCAGUGACAGGAUAUCACUGGACAGGUCCAUCCCUGACUACAGACCAAAAAAGUGCAAACAGAUGACCUACCUAGAUGACCUGCCCCAGAUCUCUGUGGUCUUCAUAUUUGUAAAUGAGGCACUCUCGGUCAUCCUGCGCUCUGUGCACAGCGUGGUGAAUCACACCCCAUCGCACUUGCUCAAGGAGAUCAUUCUGGUGGAUGACAACAGUGACAAUGUUGAGCUAAAAUUUAAUCUGGACCAGUACGUCAAUAAAAGAUACCCAGGUCUGGUGAAAAUAGUGCGCAAUAACAAACGAGAAGGACUGAUUCGAGCCAGAAUCCAAGGCUGGAAAGCGGCAACCUCUCCUGUCGUCGGGUUCUUUGAUGCUCACGUGGAGUUCAACAUUGGCUGGGUGGAACCUGCACUUACCCGGAUCAAAGAAGAUCGAAAGCGGAUCAUCUUACCAGCAAUUGACAAUAUCAAGUACAACACUUUUGAAGUGCAGCAAUACGCCAACGCAGCCCACGGCUAUAACUGGGGCCUCUGGUGCAUGUACAUAAUCCCACCGCAGGACUGGCUCGAUAAAGGGGAUGAGUCAGCUCCCAUCAGGACACCAGCCAUGAUUGGAUGCUCGUUUGUAGUGGACCGAGAGUAUUUUGGUGAGAUUGGCUUGCUUGACCCUGGUAUGGAGGUCUAUGGAGGAGAAAACAUUGAAUUAGGCAUGAGGGUCUGGCAGUGCGGAGGAAGCAUGGAGGUGUUACCCUGUUCUCGCGUGGCACAUAUUGAACGCACGAAGAAACCCUACAACAAUGACAUCGAUUACUAUGCAAAGCGCAACGCCCUGCGGGCCGCGGAGGUCUGGAUGGAUGACUUCAAGUCGCAUGUUUACAUGGCGUGGAACAUCCCCAUGGCAAACCCUGGAGUUGACUUUGGAGACGUUUCUGAAAGAAUAGCUCUACGACAGCGACUGCAGUGCCGGAGUUUUAAGUGGUACUUGGAGAAUGUCUAUCCUGAAAUGAGGGUUUAUAAUAAUACAGUCACUUAUGGAGAGGUACGUAACAGCAAAGCUAGUGGCUACUGCUUGGAUCAGGGAGCGGAAGAGGAUGACAAAGCAAUCCUUUAUCCAUGCCAUGGAAUGUCCUCUCAGCUUGUCCGCUACAGCUCGGAAGGUGUCCUGCAGCUGGGGCCGCUGGGCUCCACGGCCUUUCUGCCCGACUCCAAAUGCCUCGUCGACGACGGGAAGGGCAGGACACCGACUCUGAAGAAGUGCGAAGACGUCCUGAGGCCAGCACAGAGGUUCUGGGAUUUCACACAGAAUGGUCCAAUCAUCAGCAGAGACACUGGCCGUUGUCUAGAAGUGGAAAUGUCAAAGGAUGCAAAUUUUGGGCUCAGAUUGGUCGUACAAAGGUGCUCGGGGCAAAAAUGGAUGAUUAGAAACUGGAUAAAACAUGGCCGACACUGACUGCUGGGGCUGGAAAGCUGCCUCUCCUGCCGUUGUCCAUUGCUCAGUGUGCCAUAUCUUGCAAGGCAUUUGUCUUAAAGCGAAUUAGUUUGACCAGGACUUGGCUCUCGAGCGUCCUCCACAGUUGGGCAUUCA
Charadrius vociferus (killdeer) is the source of this 2151-nucleotide messenger RNA. RefSeq names its product polypeptide N-acetylgalactosaminyltransferase 9 (gene GALNT9). The transcript has 12 exons. Gene Ontology annotation, cellular component: Golgi apparatus. Bases 1 to 2016 code for a protein of 671 amino acids. Lineage: Eukaryota; Metazoa; Chordata; Aves; Charadriiformes; Charadriidae. The record is from RefSeq and is a predicted model, not a curated record.